AUGACGGAAAGUCAGAGUCUCCGCACGUCCCGACACGCAGAUACCGCUCUCGCGAGAGUUCGACGUGGUGCGAAGUUUCGGGGACAGGCGCGGACCCGAUACUGCGCACGCGCGCGGUCGCACCGAUCCCACGCCCCCUUCCGGCGCCUAGAGCGCCGCUGCCGCCAUGUUGAGGGGGGACCGCGACCAGCUGGGCCCCUGGCUCGGGGAGGGGCCACGUCAGUGCUGCCAGAGACGUCACAAUGCCGGCCCAGCCCUUCGGUGCACAAUUGGCUGCCGCUGCCACUUACGUGUCGCUCUUCCUCGUUUGCCCCUCGUGUUCAUGGGAGCUCGUUUUCUUUUUCUCUAGGCAGAGAAGAGGCGAUGGCGGCGAUGGCAUCUCUGGCAUCUCUCGGCGCCCUGGCCCUGCUCCUGCUGUCCAGCCUCUUCCGCUGCUCAGCCGAGGCCUGCCUGGAGCCCCAGAUCACCCCUUCCUACUACACCACUUCUGACGCUGUCAUUUCCACUGAGACCGUCUUCAUUGUGGAGAUCUCCCUGACAUGCAAGAACAGGGUCCAGAGGGAGAAUCAAGAUUCCAACUCUUGGGGUGCCGGAGAGAUCGGGACACAGCGAUUGCCAGAUCCUAGCCAGUGUUGACAGGUCACCUUCCUCACCUGCUUUGUGUGCUGUGCCUACACGAGGUAACACUGGGCUCACCACCAGCUGUUUCCCGAAUGAGUAUCUGGACCAGGAGAAAGGGCCGGGGGUCAGCCCACCCCGGUUGCCAUCGGCCAGUUUGUCUGUGUGGGUGUUUUUGUUUUUGUUUUUUGUUUGUUUUUUUGAGAUAGGGUCUCACUCUGUUGCCUCAGCUGGAGUGCAUUGGCAUGAUCUUGGCUCACUGCAGUCUCCACCUCCCAGGUUCAAGCGAUUCUCCUGUCAGUCUCCUAAGUAGCUGGGAUGACAGGUGCUCGCCACCAUGCCCAGCUAAGUUUUGUAUUUUUUGGUAGAGACGGGGUUUCGGGUGUUCUAACUUCAAGAUUCAGGAGCCUUGGCCUUGGCCUUGGCCCUGGCCCCUGACCUGUGUUCCCAAAAGUCCAAAGAGGGAAAUGGGGCCUUAUUUGGGUAUGGCCCUCUUAGGGUAAAGCACCCCUUGGGCAGCCCACUGGGCACCCCUGACCCCAGCACCUCCCUUGUAGAUUCAGGAAAUCACUCAGCCCUUUUGAUCAUCCCGCCCCUGCUCACAGUCAACAGGG
Molecule: messenger RNA, 1232 nt
Organism: Symphalangus syndactylus (siamang)
Lineage: Eukaryota; Metazoa; Chordata; Mammalia; Primates; Hylobatidae
Gene: SSR4
Product: signal sequence receptor subunit 4
Cellular component (GO): membrane; endomembrane system; endoplasmic reticulum
Source: RefSeq, a predicted model, not a curated record